UGAUGAUGAUGAUGUUCUUUCCCUCCAUCCUUUGCAGAGAAACUGACCGCAUGUUAUUUGAUUUUUCACAGGUUUCUGCAUGUUUGUUCUGAGUUUAGUGAAGAAACAAUACCGUCUACAGUUUUAUAUGUUUGCGUGGACCCAUGUGACCCUACUGAUAGUGGUGACUCAGUCUCACUUGGUCAUCCAGAACCUGUUUGAAGGAAUGAUCUGGUUCCUCGUCCCUGUCUCCAUAGUGAUCUGCAAUGACAUCAUGGCCUACCUGUUUGGUUUCUUCUUUGGCAGAACACCACUCAUCAAGCUGUCUCCCAAGAAGACGUGGGAGGGAUUCAUAGGAGGGUUCUUCGGAACCCUGGUCUUUGGAUUCAUAGUGAGUAUUACAGUUAAAUAGUUACAGCAUGGAAUAAAGUAACAACAUGGUGAUAGUAUAGAAUAAAGGGUAACAUGGUAAUAGUAUAGAAUAAAGGGUAACAACAUGGUAAUAGUAUAGAAUAAAGGGUAACAUGGUAAUAGUAUAGAAUA
Messenger RNA from Salvelinus namaycush (lake trout), 522 nucleotides. Its product is annotated as phosphatidate cytidylyltransferase 1-like. The record is from RefSeq and is a predicted model, not a curated record. NCBI's taxonomy places the organism in Eukaryota, Metazoa, Chordata, Actinopteri, Salmoniformes, Salmonidae. Bases 80 to 391 code for a protein of 103 amino acids. The transcript has 4 exons. Gene Ontology annotation, molecular function: phosphatidate cytidylyltransferase activity. Gene Ontology annotation, cellular component: endoplasmic reticulum membrane.